AUGGGUGUGCGCACGAAUGCACUCAUAAGCCUCAAGAGUCACACCACCAAAAUAAUUCUACGCGUAAUUAUGAAUAGACUUAAGAAAAAGAUUCAAUCAGAAGUCUCUUGGAGUCAGUUUGGAUUCAAGAAGAACAAGGGAACGCGAAACGCAAUAUUUGUCAUGAGAAUACUAGCUGAAACAGCAAUAGAAAUGCAAAAGAACUUGUAUGUGAUAUUAAUAGAUUAUGAAAAAGCAUUUGAUAGGAUGGUGAACUCAGUGAUUGGAUUAAUAUCAAGCGAGGAGUCCGUCAAGGAUGUGUCUUAUCUCCAGAUUUAUUUUCCUGCUGAGCUAAUUAUGAGAAAAAUGAGCAACAUAGCGAAAUUUAAAGUGAAUGGUCAGUCGCUAUUUGAUAUCGGAAAUGCUGACGACUCAGUCUUAAUAUCGGACGACGAAGAAGAUCUUCAACAAAUGUCAAAAAAACGCAUUCUGAGAUGCUAUGUUUGGUCAGUUUUAUUAAAUGGAAAUGAAACAUGGACCAUCAAUAAGGAUAUGAAAAAGAAAUUGGAAUCAAUGGAAAUGUGGUGCUGUCGCAGAAUGAUGGAGCUACCCUGGACAGACAUGGCAAAAUUGAUGGAUCAAGAGCUAGAGGUCGACAGAGAAAAGUGUAUUGGGAUGAUCUGGCUAUGGCAGCAGACAACGUCCGGAAAGGAGAGCUUCUUCAUCUCGCUCAAGACCGAACUAGGUUCUAAAUCAUGA
Penaeus chinensis is the source of this 738-nucleotide messenger RNA. RefSeq lists its product as uncharacterized. The transcript is spliced from 5 exons. The coding region runs from base 1 to 738 and encodes 245 amino acids. Lineage: Eukaryota; Metazoa; Arthropoda; Malacostraca; Decapoda; Penaeidae. The record is from RefSeq and is a predicted model, not a curated record.